This is a messenger RNA of Castor canadensis (American beaver), 5691 nucleotides long. The record is from RefSeq and is a predicted model, not a curated record. Lineage: Eukaryota; Metazoa; Chordata; Mammalia; Rodentia; Castoridae.
GGCCGGCUAAGCCUGCGCGGGGCCGCCUCGCUUGCUCUGGGCUCCGCAAGCGGCGGGCGACUCCCGGUUGCUGCUCUCACAGCCCGAGGCGGAAGCCGGCACUGAUCCGAGGCCCCGGCAGCUAGGGAAUUUUAGGAAUAUGGCAACCUGUAUGGGGUGUGUCCUGGAAGGAGAAGAUUUUCUCCCUUGUGAUGCCUGAGAAUCAAAUUCUUACUUCUGAGAGAGAGAGAGAGAGAAAGAGAGAGAGAGAACGAACCAGCCCAUACUUGUCUUGAGGAAUCCUAGGACAAUACAGGUGUGAACGCUUCUCCAGGUGCUUCAUGGUGAUCCCUUCUGUCUUCUCCACACCACUUCUCCACACGGCUCCUGAACCAUGGGGGAAAAUGAAGAUGAGAAGCAAACCCAGGCGGGGCAGGUCUUUGAGAAUUUUGUCCAGGCUUCCACGUGCAAAGGUACCCUUCAGGCCUUCAACACCCUCAUCCGCCUCCUAGACCUAGACCCUCUGGACCACAGAAACUUUUACUCCAAACUCAAGUCCAAGGUGACCACCUGGAAGGCCAAAGCCCUGUGGUAUAAAUUGGACAAGCGUGGCUCCCACAAAGAGUACAAACGAGGGAAGUCGUGUACGAACACCAAGUGUCUCAUCAUUGGGGGAGGACCAUGUGGUUUACGCACUGCCAUUGAACUUGCCUACCUGGGAGCCAAAGUGGUCGUGGUGGAAAAGAGGGACACCUUCUCCCGGAAUAACGUGCUGCACCUCUGGCCUUUCACCAUCCAUGACCUGCGAGGCUUGGGAGCGAAGAAGUUCUACGGGAAGUUCUGUGCUGGCUCCAUUGAUCACAUAAGUAUUCGUCAACUACAGCUCAUCCUCUUCAAGGUGGCUCUGAUGUUGGGAGUUGAAAUCCAUGUGAAUGUGGAGUUUGUGAAGGUUCUAGAGCCUCCUGAAGAUCAAGAAAAUCAAAAAAUUGGCUGGCGGGCAGAAUUCCUCCCUGCAGACCACACUCUGUCUGACUUUGAGUUUGACGUCAUCAUUGGAGCUGAUGGCCGCAGGAACACCUUGGAAGGGUUCCGGAGGAAAGAAUUCCGAGGGAAGCUAGCCAUUGCCAUCACCGCCAACUUCAUAAACAGAAACAGCACGGCUGAGGCCAAGGUGGAAGAGAUCAGUGGUGUGGCCUUCAUCUUCAACCAGAAAUUUUUUCAGGAUCUGAAAGAAGAAACAGGAAUCGAUCUUGAGAACAUUGUUUACUACAAGGACUGUACCCACUACUUUGUCAUGACUGCCAAGAAGCAGAGCCUGCUCGACAAAGGUGUCAUCAUUAAUGACUACAUCGAUACAGAGAUGCUGCUGUGUGCAGAGAACGUGAACCAGGACAACCUACUCUCCUAUGCCCGGGAAGCUGCAGACUUUGCCACCAAUUACCAGUUGCCAUCCUUAGACUUUGCCAUGAACCACUACGAGCAGCCCGACGUGGCUAUGUUUGACUUUACUUCCAUGUAUGCCUCAGAGAACGCAGCCCUGGUGCGCGAGCGCCAGACACACCAGCUACUCGUGGCUCUCGUGGGUGACAGCUUGCUCGAGCCGUUUUGGCCUAUGGGCACAGGAUGUGCUCGUGGAUUUCUGGCGGCCUUUGACACAGCGUGGAUGGUAAAGAGCUGGGACCAGGGGACCCCACCCCUGGAGCUGCUGGCUGAAAGAGAAAGUCUUUACCGGCUGUUACCUCAAACAACUCCAGAGAACAUCAACAAGAACUUUGAGCAGUACACGCUGGACCCAGGGACACGAUACCCAAACCUCAACUCACACUGUGUUAGACCCCACCAGGUGAAGCAUUUGUACAUCACUAAGGAGCUGGACCGUUACCCUCCGGAGAGACUGGGCUCAGUGAGGAGAUCUGCCAGCCUCUCUAGGCGGGAGUCAGACAUCCGACCCAGCAAGCUCUUAACCUGGUGCCAGCAGCAGACUGAGGGUUACCAGCAUGUCAAUAUCACCGACCUGACCACAUCCUGGCGCAGUGGUCUGGCCCUGUGUGCCAUCAUCCAUCGUUUCCGGCCAGAGCUAAUCAACUUUGACUCUUUGAAUGAAGAUGAUGCUGUGGAGAACAACCAGUUGGCAUUUGAUGUGGCUGAGCGUGAAUUUGGGAUCCCUCCAGUGACCACAGGCAAAGAGAUGGCAUCAGCCCAGGAGCCUGACAAGCUCAGCAUGGUCAUGUACCUCUCCAAGUUCUAUGAGCUCUUCCGGGGUGCUCCGCUGAGACCUGUGGAUUCUUGGCGCAAAAACUAUGGAGAAAAUGCUGACCUCAACUUGGCCAAAUCAUCCAUUUCCAAUAACUAUCUCAACCUUACGUUCCCAAGAAAGAGGACUCCACGAGUAGAUGUCCAAACUGAAGAGAACGACAUGAACAAACGGAGGCGGAGAGGCUUCAGCAACUUGGAUGAGCCAUCAACCUUCACCAGCCGUAGCUUGGUCUCCAAUCAAGAGGGCAGCACCAAUAAGGAAGGUGGAAAUCAGAACAAAGUCAAGUCCAUGGCAAAUCAGCUGCUGGCCAAGUUUGAGGAGAGCACCCGGAACACCUCAGUCCUGAAGCAGGAAUCUAUGCGAAAGGUAUUUCCCGUGAGCCUGGGUGGCAGCGACACCUGCUACUUCUGUAAGAAGCGUGUGUAUGUGAUGGAGCGGCUGAGCGCUGAGGGCUACUUCUUCCACCGCGAGUGUUUCCGCUGCAGCAUCUGCACCACCACCUUGCGCCUGGCUGCCUACGCCUUCGACUGUGACGAAGGCAAAUUUUACUGCAAGCCUCACUUCAUUCACUGUAAAACCAACGGCAAGCAGCGGAAGAGACGAGCAGAGUUGAAACAACAGAGAGAGGAGGAGGGGAUGUGGCAAGAGCAGGAAGCCCCUCGGCGAGACACUCCCUCUGAAAGUUCUUGUGCAGUGGCCGCCAUCAGCACACCAGAAGGCAGUCCCCCAGCAGAUGAACCCACCUUCCCCAAGAAGCUGAAAAGUAUACCUGAACCUUCGUGGAAGGUUGCCAGCCCUGUGAAAGAUGGAGCCAUUUCUCCCAUGUCCUCCGAGUGGACCUCAGUGAGAAUCAGCCCCGGGGAGGAUGCAGCUGGGCAGAAUGUGCUGGCUGUGCGUGUCCUGGUGACCAGUGAGGACAGCAGCUCUGACGCAGAGUCUGACUAUGGUGCCGCUGAGGCCCCCAGGGCAAAGGCCUGUGAAAAGAGACCUCAGCGACCAGAAUCCCCACCUCUACCAAAGCCCUUGACUCGGCACAUGUCUUUGAGAGAGCCCCUGGCCAAGACGGUCUCUCCCCAGGGUCCUGAGGAGUCACAGAUGGUGCAUGCUCUGCAACGGGCCAAUAGCUUCCAGUCUCCAACACCAAGCAAAUACCAGAAUUGGAGAAGAAAAUUCCAGUCCAAUUUGACACCAGUGAACAAAAGAACUCUGUCACCUCCAAAGGAGCCUUCUCCUCCUCCUUCUUCAUGGUCUUCUCCUUCAUCUUCUCUGCCAUCUUCUUCUUCAGCCAGUAUCUCUGGGCAUCCUCCAGAUAAUUCCUCUCCACCUCAGGUGACAGCUCACAACCCCCACUCACAGGUCUCUAGAGGUCAUUUCAGUCCUUCUACCCCAAUCUAUCUGAGGCGAGCGAGAGCCCAAGGGUUACUUAAGGAAAUCCCUCUGUAUCUGCCUCAUGGCCCAGUGCUGGAGAGGGCAGAAUAUUGCCUGGUGAGCCCUGGUGCAGACAGCCUCACGAGUCCUGCAGAGGUGGCUUCUGAGAGGUGCCAGGAAGCAGAGGCCCCUCUUGGGGGUACCAGAAGCAUCCACAAAGAGCCACAGCCCAUCAGGGGUGUGGACAGGAGCUUGCCAGACCAAAAGUUAUCUGCCAGACCUGGAGAGGACACAGGAGAAGGGAGUAAACUGCCCAGGAGGGGACAGGAGGACAGGCCAGAGCUGGCAGAGGAGAGGAAGUCAGGCUUGAAGAAGUUAAGCCUCACUCAGGAGCAGAAGCACGUGUUGCUGGACUGGGAUGACUCCCACCCUGAGACUGUGUGCCUCAAGACAAGGGAGCGCCUCUCCCAGGAAGGUGAUGAGGGUGGCAGAAGAGGUCAUGUGCUAAAACCAGUCCACCCGCUGACCCUGCCUCAGACAGCCAGAGAGCCACUGCCAGCCCAGGCAGAAGCCCUGGAGGAGAUGCGGGGACCAGCUGUGCAGGGUCCAGGGGAGCGAAGUGUGCCUCCACCCAAGUCCCCGCUGCGGCUCAUUGCAAAUGCUCUCCGAAGGUCCCUGUUCCCCAAUUCUGAAAGUGGGAAGAAGGCCUGGGCCAAGCCAGAAUCAAAAACUGUGUCCACGGGCCAGCCACAAGCCUUCAUGCGCUCAUUUAGCCUUCGGAAAGUCAGUUGCCAUAAAGAUGGGGGCCAGCAGUCCCCGGGGAGACAUGUGACGAAGAGGGCCUCAUCUUUCUUCUCCCAGGGCACCCCAGCUGCCAGAGCUGCCCAGCCCUCAGACCUCAGCCUUCCUGACCCUGCUCUCCGCUCUCGGAGUUUGCCCAAUAGGCCAUCCAAAGUGUUUCCUGCACCCUACAGCAAGGUUGAAGAUAUCCCCCCGCUCCUGGAGAAAGUUAGUUUGCAGGAGAACUCACCAGAUGCUAAGAGUCCAAAGAGAAAACUCACACUGUUUCCGUCCUUCAGACUCAAAGACAAAUCCUUUGAGAGUGUCUUUCAAGAUCCUAAGCCAAGAAAGGACCUUGGGGACCUGUAUAGCAGCCCCAAGGGGAAGGUGCUGCCCGAUGACACGGUUCCAUCCCUGGAGAAGCUGAUACAGCCUUUCAGAAGCACCUCCCUGGGGCCAGUGGCCCAUCCCACUCCUCCAGCUGGAGAUGCAAGCUCCAAGCACAUCCCUGUUGGAGUGCAGGUGACAGCAGCUGCCUCUUCUCCCUCUUCUACCACCUCCUCCUCUGCAGAUGAAGAACUUGAUCCUCAGAUCUCUUCAAGGUUAAAGGAAAAGAAGACACUCAGAAGAAGAAGGAAGUUAGAAAAAGCAACAAAGCAACAAGUUAAGCAAGAAGAAUUGAAAAGACUCCAUAAGGCUCAGGCCAUCCAGAGGCAGCUGGAAGAAGUGGAGGAGCAGCAGAGGGCUUAUGAGAUCUACGGUGUGAGGCUGGAGAAGGCGCUGCGAGGAGAAGCAGAUUCAGGGACACAAGAUGAAGCACAGCUUUUGCAGGAAUGGUUUAAGCUGGUGCUGGAGAAGAAUAAAUUAAUGCGAUAUGAGUCGGAGCUACUAAUCAUGUAAGUAAGACAACACAGAUAACAGUGAGUCCUAACAGCAAAGAGUGGGAGCGGGGAUGCUCACUGUCCUCGGCUGAAGUCCCAGGAUUUUUCCUCUUUGUGCAUACAGAAUAGUGAUUGAGGCAAAUUGGUAUUUUAUGUCUUGCAUAUCAUGUUGACAUUAGCACAAAGAAUCUUUAGUUGUCUGUUCUCUCUGCACAGUGCUAUGGCUGAAAUAGAUUUCAGGUAAUGGGUCAGGAGCUGGAGCGAAUUUAGCCCCUUCCUGGACACCACGCCUGCAGUGGGGAUGGUUAUGUCCAGCCUCUGUGUGUGAAUCAUGGGAAGGGUUUCGUGACAUCUGCCUGGCCACUUCCUGGUGACUUUAAAGGAAUGGGGGUUGAGAUCUGACUGGCCACCCUCUGUGGCCAAGGG